AUGGCUCUACUUCAACGUCUUGUUGCUCCCUCGGCGCGAGGUGCGCUGCGACAGUCCCCAGCUAUUACCUUGAUGAUUACGCGAAAAUCAUCCAACGCUUCUCCUCCAAAGGCAAAUCCCUCUCUUCUCAAGCAGGAUGUCUGUUACGUCAACGGCGAAUGGGUCAAGGCCAAGUCGGGCAAGACAUUCAAAGUAAAUGAUCCCUCCACCGGCGAUCUCAUUGGUACCUGCCCUGAGUUCGAUUCCAAAGACGCUCAAUUAGCCAUUCGCGCAGCCGCCGAUGCCUUCCCUUCCUUCCGCAAUAAGACAGGCCGUGAGCGCUCUAAGCUUCUGCGCGCCUGGUACGACGAAAUGACCGCCAACGCGGAGGAUAUCGCAAAAAUUAUUACAUGGGAGAAUGGAAAGCCCAUUGCUGAUGCUAAGGGCGAGACAACUUAUGCUGCCAACUUCCUCGAGUGGUUUAGCGAGGAGGCUCCACGAGUAUACGGCGAUACAAUCCCCAGUUCGGUGCCCGGAAACCGUGUCUGGACUAUCAAGGAACCUGUUGGAGUUUGUGGUCUGAUCACACCAUGGAACUUUCCCGCUGCCAUGAUCACCCGAAAGAUCGGACCUGCCAUGGCCGCAGGAUGUACAGUUGUCGCAAAGGCUCCCGCCGAGACACCCUUUACGUCACUAGCCCUCGCCGAACUCGCUCACCGCGCAGGGAUCCCCAAGGGUGUCGUAAACGUUGUGACUUCUCACGAAAACACUCCUGAGCUGGGCGAGCUUCUUACUUCUGACCCCACCAUCCGCAAGGUCUCUUUCACCGGUUCUACCGGAGUUGGCAAGCUUCUCAUGAAGCAGUCAGCUGGUACUCUCAAGAAGCUCUCUAUGGAGCUUGGCGGCAAUGCUCCUUUCAUUGUCUUUGAUGAUGCCGACGUCGAUGCUGCCGUGGCCGGAGCUAUCGCCUCCAAGUUCCGAUCUUCAGGCCAGACUUGUGUCUGUGCUAACCGAAUCUAUGUCCAGCGCGGUAUCUAUGAUGAGUUCGUGUCCAAGUUCACCGAGAAGGUCAAGUCUUUCAGCGUAGGAAACGGUUUCGACCAGGGUGUCACACAUGGACCUCUGAUUCACGAUAAGGCGAUUGACAAGGUCGAGGCUCAUGUAAAGGACGCUGAGAAGAAGGGUGGAAAGAUUACCAUUGGCGGCAAGCGACUCAACGAUCUUGGCUCCAACUUCUACGCCCCUACCGUCAUCCGCGACAUGACUCCCGAGAUGGACAUGGCCUCUCAAGAGACAUUUGGACCCGUCGCUGGUCUCUUCCCCUUCGAGACAGAAGAGGAGGUCGUCAAGAUGGCCAACAACUCCGAGGUCGGACUGGCAGGUUACUUCUUCUCUCGCGAUCUCGAGCGUGUGCACCGUAUCGCUGAGUCUCUGGAGGUGGGUAUGGUUGGUGUCAAUACUGGCCUCAUCUCCGAUGCUGCUGCGCCCUUCGGUGGUGUUAAGGAGAGUGGUUUCGGUCGUGAGGGAUCUCUGUACGGUACCAGUGAGUACCAGAUUACAAAGAUGAUUACAUAUGGAGGCAUGGGUAAGCCUCUUCAGUCAUAG
This is a messenger RNA of Fusarium coffeatum, 1584 nucleotides long. RefSeq lists its product as uncharacterized. Lineage: Eukaryota; Fungi; Ascomycota; Sordariomycetes; Hypocreales; Nectriaceae. Gene Ontology annotation, biological process: GABA catabolic process. The transcript has 4 exons. Bases 1 to 1584 code for a protein of 527 amino acids. Gene Ontology annotation, molecular function: succinate-semialdehyde dehydrogenase (NAD+) activity. The record is from RefSeq and is a predicted model, not a curated record.